Molecule: messenger RNA, 868 nt
Organism: Salarias fasciatus (jewelled blenny)
Lineage: Eukaryota; Metazoa; Chordata; Actinopteri; Blenniiformes; Blenniidae
Gene: tnnt2a
Product: troponin T type 2a (cardiac)
Exons: 10
Coding region: 62-697 (211 amino acids)
Biological process (GO): sarcomere organization; regulation of muscle contraction; cardiac muscle contraction
Cellular component (GO): troponin complex
Molecular function (GO): tropomyosin binding; troponin I binding; troponin C binding
Source: RefSeq, a predicted model, not a curated record
AGAGGGAGAGGCGGAGGAGGGAGAAGAAGAAGAGUCCAAACCAAAAUUUAAGCCGUUCGUGAUGCCAAACCUCAUCCCUCCGAAGAUCCCAGAUGGAGAAAGAGUGGAUUUUGAUGACAUUCACCGUAAGAGGAUGGAGAAGGACCUGAUGGAACUCCAGACUCUGAUCGAGGUUCACUUUGAGAGCAGGAAGAAGGAAGAGGAGGAGAUCAUUCAGCUCAAAGAAAGAAUUGAGAAGCGUCGCUCUGAGCGAGCGGAGCAGCACAGGAUCCGCAGCGAGAGAGAGAAAGAGCGCCAAAAACGUCUGGAGGAGGAGAGAGCUCGCAAAGAGGAGGAGGAGGCAAAGAAGAGGGCAGAGGAAGACGCCAAGAAGAAGAAAAACCUGACCAGCCUCCACUUUGGAGGCUACAUGCAAAAGUUGACGGAGAAACGCAGCGGGAAACGGCAGACCGAGAGGGAGAAGAAGAAGAAGAUCCUGAAUGAAAGACGCAAAUGCCUGGACAUCGAACACAUGAGUCAGGAGAAGCUGAAAGAGAAGGCGAAGGAGCUGUGGGAGUGGAUGUACGAGCUGGAGGCGGAGAAGUUUGAACUGCAGUACCAGUUCACCAGGCAGAAAUACGAGAUUAAUGUGCUGAGAAACCGUGUGAGCGAUCAUCAGAAAACAUCCAAGAGGACCAAGAGAGGCCUGAGGAAAUAGACACUGACACACACACACACACACACAUACACACAGUGAGCAGUGUAAAUAUCAGCGUGAACCAAGCCCAGUUUUUCCUGCCGCACCCAGGUCCCUCCUAUUUCCAGCCCAGCAGCUCGCCGACUCGCUCUGACAUCCAGCUUUCCAACUCGAUCACAUUCUCCUGUCUUU